AUGCGUUUAAGUGACUGUUAUGUGCUCUUUUUAGUUGGUCUUUUUUCCGCGGCGGUUAGCGCUUUCACAGAAGAACCACUGGAAAACAUCAGCGCCACUGAGCAGCCUCAAUCAAAUGUAACAAAUUCACUAGCAGAGUUAUCGGAACAGAGUGAAGAGCUUCAGUCUACGGAGCCCAUAUUGGAUAAGGUCGCAGAGUCACAAGGACACGAAAAUGCCGGUGAACGUAAAGCACGCCAAUUCGGCUAUCCUGGAUUCGGCUUUCCCCCACCACCACCACCAUUUUAUGGUGGCGGUUUUGGCGGUGGUUUCGGUGGAGGUUUUGGUGGCGGAUUUGGCGGUGGCUUUCAACGCACACGCGUCGUAACGCGCACGCGGGUAGUGAAUCGCGUACGAGGCGGUGGUUUCUAUGGCGGUGGUGGUGGCGGUGGAUAUUUUGGUUAA
Messenger RNA from Anastrepha ludens (Mexican fruit fly), 444 nucleotides. RefSeq names its product keratin, type I cytoskeletal 9. The transcript has a single exon. The coding region runs from base 1 to 444 and encodes 147 amino acids. NCBI's taxonomy places the organism in Eukaryota, Metazoa, Arthropoda, Insecta, Diptera, Tephritidae. The record is from RefSeq and is a predicted model, not a curated record.